This is a messenger RNA of Physella acuta, 2716 nucleotides long. RefSeq names its product multiple inositol polyphosphate phosphatase 1. Lineage: Eukaryota; Metazoa; Mollusca; Gastropoda; Physidae. Gene Ontology annotation, molecular function: inositol phosphate phosphatase activity; acid phosphatase activity. The record is from RefSeq and is a predicted model, not a curated record.
AACACGAUCUUAACAAAAUGGCAGCUGCCGUUACUACUGUAUACGUUUGCCCUUUUUAUUGUGUAGGCUUUUACUUUGUAUUAUACACGUCUAUUUUUAUAAAUUGCUGUUCAGGUCAUUCAUCAUACAGAUUCUUUUCAACUAAAACACCGUAUGAAUGGGUUCACAAAUCUAAAAGCCUCACAACUGUAGAUGAAUGGUACUAUUUACCAGAGCUGAAAGGGUCAAGUUGCUCAGCUGUUCAUGCAAACGCCGUAUUGAGACAUGGUGCUCGAUUUCCAGGUUUAGAUGACGUUCAUGAAAUAUCUAACAUUCACGAAAAACUGUUAGUUUCACUAGAGCCUGAUGUUAAUCCAAACCUAUACAACUGGAUUAAUAAAUUUCCAUCCAAUAACAACAAAGCACUCUCACACUUGGGAGAAGAAGAGCAAGAAGCCCUUGGUAAAAGAAUUGCCCAGAAGCUAACUUCUCUUCUUGCUGAUGAAGACUUAAGUAGUUUCAGAUUUAUUGUUUCUAGCCAAGAAAGAACAAAACAAAGUGCAUCAUCAUUUUAUGAAGGAUUAACCAAUGUGUUGAACAAAGAAGAGGAUAUAGAAGAUGAAUUUGAUUCAGAAGUUAAUGAUGAAUUAUUAAGAUUUUUUAAUCUUUGUGAAAAGUAUGUUUUUGCUGUUGAAAAAAAUAAAACAGCCCAUAAAGAAUAUUACAGUUUUCUCCAAAGUGAUCAAGUAAAUGAAAUCAGAAAUAAAAUUCACAAAAAACUGAACAUGAAAGAUGAUGUACUAACUACAGGAAAUGUAAGGCUUAUUUAUUUAAUGUGUGGUUAUGAAAUGGCAGCCUUUAAGGAAUCCCCAUGGUGCUCUUUGCUGGAUGAAAGUGAUAUGGAGAUUUUAGAAUAUUUGGGAGAUCUAAAGCACUAUUUCAAAAAUGGCUAUGGAUACAAUAUAACAUGUCAGCAAAGCUGCCCUUUGGUGUCAGAGAUUUUUCUUACAAUGGAUGAAGUUAUCAAUGACAUUGAAAACUCCGACAGCGAAGAUGAACAGGAUGAAUAUAUUGUUGGGCAAUUUGCAUUUGGUCAUGCUGAAACCUUGGGGCCUCUUUACUGUGCUCUUGGUUUGUUCAAGGACCAAGAGGGAUUAAGAGCUGAUAACUUUGAUAAACGUCCUGAUCACAAGUUUCGUACUAGUGAAAUCUUGCCUUUCUCUGCAAAUAUUGUAUUUGUUCUUUAUGAGUGUGUACCAGAGGAAUUAGGAGAAGAUGAAGAGAUAGAAGAAGCUGACUAUUAUCUGAAAAUGUUCAUCAAUGAAAAACCUCAUGUCAUACCAGGCUGUGAAAAGCUUUACUGCCCCUACAAGCAAGUCCGACAAUACUAUCGAAAACUUGUAGAUGAAUGUGACUUUAAGGGUAUCUGUAAGAGAUCUGCAGAGCGAGAUGAGUUAUAAAGCUUUGUGUUACAUUUUUUUUUAGUGUUUAUACUUUUGGUAACUUUUUUAAAACAUGGGUUUUAUUUUUUACACUUUUGUUUAAUUAACACUCUGAGAUACAAGUUUUUUUAUUUCUUGCAUUUAAUUUAUAUAUUUGUGUUCAAGCUGAUUAUAUAAACAUGUUCAUACAUUUAAAAAUAAUCAGUAAAGUGUUAAUUUAAAAAAAUCUUUUAAGUAUUAGCACUUUUAGUUGUGCUUUUUGAUUUAGUAUUUUCCCUAAGGUUAUUAGUUAUAUACUUUAUUUUCUUAACAUUGAAAGUUUAAUGAAUGCAGGAACAAAUUGGUACAUGUACCAUAAAGUAUUAGAAAUUCUAGUAGUGGUACUGCUGCAUAGUGAAAGUUUGGUGCUGGUAAAAAUGAUGUUUAUCUAAUUUGCUGGUUGUGUUCAGUUUGUAUAGAUGUCACUGUGUGAUAAAGUUGGUAACGAAAUAAUUUUACAUGUUCAGGAUGAAUGGUUAAGUUGCUGCUGGUAAGAUGCCUAUGACAGUUUGUUCUUUAAACUAAUAGCAGCCAGUGGCUGUGAAGUUUGAUUCAAACAUGCAAUUAGAUUAAAGGAAAUGUUACAAUAUAGAUCUAAAUGUUACACAUUGGUUUCAGGAUGAAAUGCUUAAAAGGGCAUUUUUUAAUGGACAGUGAAAAAAGCAAUUUUAAUACUAACUAUGAUAAAUAUUGUUUUUAACAUUUUUAAAAUCCUUUUAACCACCAAUCAGUUCCUGUACCUAUAAUUAUGUUACUAUAACUAAAACUUACAUCCAUUUGCCUUAAUGAAUGGAAUAUAUUUGAAACUUAUAUCUCUAGAGCCACAAUUUUUAUAGUAAAAAUAUAUAAUAGAUUACACUACACAAAUCCUUAGCAUGAACCUUCCAAAUUCAAUUAAUUGUUGUCCAAUAUUUUAACUUUUUGUUGUAGUUUGUAGUCAUCCACUUAUUUUGUUUUAUUAUUGAAAAUUGGUUUUACCAAAAGAUUGUACUAGUACAAUGAAACUUGGAUGCAGAAAAUUUAUUUUGUUCUAGUCUGUAUGUCCAUCACAACUUUAAAAGGUAACUAACUCUUAUUUAUAUUUUGUUACUUUGUUAAAGUAUACUCAUGUGGGUUUAGUAGAGUAUAGUUGUUUUAGUGCUAUCCAUUACAAACCUAAAAACAGCCUUGAUGUGCACCUUUUGAAUAUCUCAUCUUUUUUCCUUUUUUGUUGACAUUUUAUAAUUAGUUGGUAAAUAAAUUGUUUAAAAAACAAA